Messenger RNA from Lynx canadensis (Canada lynx), 2928 nucleotides. It is a transcript of the gene HOXA9, whose product is annotated as homeobox A9. Bases 935 to 1753 code for a protein of 272 amino acids. Gene Ontology annotation, molecular function: RNA polymerase II cis-regulatory region sequence-specific DNA binding; DNA-binding transcription factor activity, RNA polymerase II-specific. NCBI's taxonomy places the organism in Eukaryota, Metazoa, Chordata, Mammalia, Carnivora, Felidae. Gene Ontology annotation, biological process: regulation of transcription by RNA polymerase II; anterior/posterior pattern specification; proximal/distal pattern formation. Gene Ontology annotation, cellular component: nucleus. The record is from RefSeq and is a predicted model, not a curated record. The transcript is spliced from 2 exons.
GGCGCAGCGGCAAAUUUGGGAGCUGCCCGAGCGACCUGAGAUCCAAUCGGGCAGAUUUCAGGGCCCCACAAUAGGCGGUGCCCCACUCAGAGGCCUGUCCCUGCCCAGCGCGCUCGGGCAGGGGCGGCGGUGGCUCGAUUGGGACGGAUACUGCGUUGAAUUUGACUUUUCGCGGCCGGCCCGGGGUAAGCUCGCAUCUCCGGGGACUGCAGGAAUUAUUUACAGGGAGCUCGCCAACCAAACACAACAGUCUAAUUUAACCUUUCCAAGUCCUCGUAAAUUUUUACAGCUGGGAGCCACGGCGAAGCAAACGAAUCUGUUGGUCGUUCCCAACUUCCCACCAGCCUGUGUGGCUUCUGAAACAAUAACUCCUUAUGAAAUAUCAUAAAUAUAGAUUUAAAUACAGUAGAGCGAGAAUGCGAUUUGGCUGCUUUUUUAUGGCUUCAAUUAUUGUCUAAUUUUAUGUGAGGGGCUCCACUGGCCGCACUCGCACGCGGGACCCGCGCCUUGCUGAUGGCGUGAUUAAUUGUGAUAUAAAAUAGUCCGCUUAAGAAGUGUGUGUCUGGUGGUGGCGGUGGGUGGGGAGGAGAGUACAGAGGCAAGGCCAGAUUUGAUCUUUUAAUCUUCGUUGGCCACAAUUAAAACAAACCCGAUCGUGGAGCGCCGCGAUCCCUUUGCAUAAAAACAUAUGGCUUUUGCUAUAAAAAUUAUGACUGCAAAACACCGGGCCAUUAAUAGCGUGCGGAGUGAUUUACGCGUUAUUGUUCUGCUGGGCGGGCACGUGACGCGCGCGGCCAAUGGGGGCGCGGGCGCCGGCAACUUAUUAGGUGACUGUACUUCCCCCCCCCCCCCGGUGCCACCAAGUUGUUACAUGAAAUCUGCAGUUUCAUAAUUUCCGCGGGUCGGGCCGACCGGCCAGGCGCGGGGCACAGCGAUGGCCACCACCGGGGCCCUGGGCAACUACUACGUGGACUCGUUCCUGCUGGGCGCCGACGCUGCGGACGAGCUGGGCGCGGGCCGCUACGCGCCCGGGGCCCUGGGUCAGCCUCCCCGGCAGGCCACCGCGCUGGCGGAGCACCCCGACUUCAGUCCGUGCAGCUUCCAGUCCAAGGCGGCGGUGUUCGGCGCCUCGUGGAACCCGGUGCACGCGGCGGGCGCCAACGCGGUGCCCACUGCAGUGUAUCACCACCACCACCACCACCCCUACGUGCACCCCCAGGCGCCCGUGGCGGCGGCGGCGCCGGACGGCAGGUACAUGCGCUCCUGGCUGGAGCCCACGCCCGGCGCGCUCUCCUUCGCGGGCUUGCCCUCCAGCCGGCCUUAUGGCAUUAAACCUGAACCACUGUCCGCCAGAAGGGGUGACUGUCCCACGCUUGACACUCACACUUUGUCCCUGACUGACUAUGCUUGUGGUUCUCCUCCAGUUGAUAGAGAAAAACAGCCCAGUGAAGGCGCCUUCUCCGAAAACAAUGCUGAGAAUGAGAGCGGCGGAGACAAGCCCCCCAUCGAUCCCAGCAACCCGGCUGCCAACUGGCUCCACGCGCGCUCCACGCGCAAGAAGCGCUGUCCCUACACGAAACACCAAACGCUGGAACUGGAGAAAGAGUUUCUGUUCAACAUGUACCUCACCAGGGACCGCAGGUACGAGGUGGCCCGACUGCUCAACCUCACCGAGAGGCAGGUCAAGAUCUGGUUCCAGAACCGCAGGAUGAAAAUGAAGAAAAUCAACAAGGACCGAGCAAAAGACGAGUGAUUCGACUGGAGUUCAUUUAGAAAAGAGAGCGCGAGCUAGAGAGAAAGAGAAAGGACUGCCCGUUGUCCCCUUCUCCCACCCCCAUCCCACCCCAGCCUCCACCACCCCGCACAAAGCGGCUCUAAACUCCAGGCCUCAUCUCCCCCUGGCAGACCCGGCUCAGGCUGGUUCCUCAGCCUGCCGCUUUCAAGGAGGAGGUAUUGUAAGCUUUCCAUUUUCUAUAAGAGGAAAAAAAGGUGUGUGUGUGGGGGGGAGAGCAUUAGUGCUGAUGGCUGUGUGUGCUAGCUUGUAUAUAUAUUUUUAAAAAUCUACCUGUUCCUGACUUCAAACAAACAAACAAAAAAAAACUACCUUUUUGUAAUGCACAACUGUUGAUGGCGAGCUGUAUAGUUUUUAGUCUGUGUAGUUAAUUUAAUUUGCUCUUUGUGCGGCAGAGUGAUCUGCCCAGAUACUUGAACACUGUGUUUUAUUGUGGUGAUUAUGUUUUGUGACUCAAACUUCUGUGCUGGGUGACGCACCCGUUGUGAUUGUGAAAGCUAGAAAAUUCAAUUUCAACUCAGGUUGUUGAUGAGGGAGAAAAACAGUUGCAUAGAGUAUAGCUCUCGGUAGUGAAAUAUGUCUUCUGUAUAACUAGGCUGUUAACCUUUGAUUGUAAGCUAGCUGUAAGGAUUUCCCAGUAAAAUAAAAUUUUAAAAGAAAGAAAAAGUGUUCUCCAGGAUGCACAGAUUCAUGGGUUUUCUCCUCUUUUGAAAUGCGGGCAUUUUAGUCUCUACAUACUCUAUAGACCUGUCUUAUCCAUUGUAUAUAUAAUCCACAUAUUAAAGAAAAAUUAAUCAGACAAGCUUGCAUAUUGUUCUUGCACCGGAUGAACAUGGAGGAAAUUCGGAGCUAUACAUAUGUGCAGAAGGUUACUACCUAUGGUUUACAUUUAAUUUUAGUUGGGGGGAAAAUGAAUGCUUAUUGUAAUGGAGUUAAUUUUAUUGAUAAUAAAUUAUACACUAUGAAACCGCCAUUGGGCUACUGUAGAUUUGUAUCCUUGAUGAAUCUGGGGUCUCCAUCGGGCUCAACAUACACUGUAUAUUUUGCAAUAGUUACCUCAAGGCCUACUGACCAAAUUGUUGUGUUGAGAUAUUUAACUUUUUGCCAAAUAAAAUAUAUUGAUUCUUUUCUAUUUA